AUGGACGCACCUUCACCCUCAUACUCUCGGGAGUCCACAGUCGAGCCUGGAGAUUUCAUCCGACCGAAAGCACGUAAAGCGACACCAGCAGAAGAAGACGAGGAUGUGUGGGAGGAUGAAGAGGACAGCAUCCUCAUGGAUGAGCAUGGCAACAUCAUCUAUGAAGGACCCGCCUACGAGGAUUCAGCUUCCGAGUUUUCGGAUGGAGCAGACGCUCAAGACCUCGAACAGCAUCGACGCUCGUAUCGAGAAGCUACGCAGCAGUAUCGCAAAAGCCGUAGAGCUCUUCUUCUGUCUGGCCUGUCGUCAUAUGCUUCUUCGCCCUCCUCGGAAGAGCUUGGGAGCAUCUCUCCGACAGAGUUCGGUAACGCAUCCGCCAGUCCAUCCGCCUCCGUCUACGAAUCGCAGAGGCAAACACCCGAGCACGAAUCCUACUAUCAGCCACACCUGGCCGAGUCGGUGGACAACGCUGAUACCGGUGGGAGGACAAACGAUCUGCGAUACGACUAUGACUCAGGUCCCGAGACCAAGAAGCCUGUCGGCGCUGCCCAAGAUGCUGCGCGCGAGGCGUAUGCAGUCAAGCAGGAGCCCACGACACCGACGCUGAAUGACGAGUCCUCUCGUGCACAAAGACAUGUAGGUUCGGCCGUCAAUCCGACGAACGGCAGGACGUCGGCAUCUGCAGACAACGGAACAACGUCUGAAAGACGAGCUCGACCGUCGUCCGCUCCAAGAACCUUGUCUUCGCCGCUCAGCCCCACCAAAUUCUUGACGCCCGAACAGGAUGGCAUCCGGCAGCGACGCUCACUGAGGGACCUGAAGCCAUCCACAUCCGCUGCAGACGAAGAGACGUACGAGUACGCCGACGCUUAUAUGACUCCGCGUCUCAGCCUCACAACGCUCCACGAGGAAGCGAAGCCCAACGGGUCGUCAAUACCACAGACUCCUUUGCCAGCGAGCGAAAAACUAGCGAACAGGGACUACAGUCCAAUAAGCCCCGGGGCUACCAUUGCUCCGACCCGUCAGGAAAACCAUCCGUUCAGCUUGUGGGACUACCUCAAAGAAGAGGUCCUCGCCACCGACUUUGAUGCGACCCAGGAGAUGAAGUGGGAAAGGGUCACCAACUUCAUCUCGAUCCCGUUCUGGAUGGAAAAGAUCAUCCUCUUCGGUUUCGUCGUCUGCCUUGACUCGUUCCUCUACACCUUCACCAUCUUGCCGCUUCGCUUCUGCGUGGCCAUGUGGACGUGGCUCGGCAACAGUGCCAGGUGGAUUCUCGGCAGCGAAAAGCGGUAUCUGCAUUCGUCGCACAAGUGCGACAUCCUCAAAAUGCUCCUCAUCGUGCUCAGCUGCGUGAUCCUCUCGCGCAUCACCGACGCGAGUAAGAUGUAUCACUCGGUCCGCGGGCAGGACGUGGUCAAGCUCUCCGUCAUCUUCAACGUGCUCGAGAUUGCAGAUCGUCUCUGCUGCAGUUUCGGGCAAGACCUGCUCGACUCGCUCUUUUCUCGCAGCACGCUCGCUCGACGCAAGAAUGGCAAACAGCCCUAUCUACGACCGAUUGGCUUCUUCUGCCUCAGCCUGUGCUACGUUCUCGCACACACGCUCGUGCUCUUUUACCAGCUGGUGACGCUCAACGUCGCCAUCAACAGCUACGACAACGCGUUGCUGACGUUGCUGCUCUCGAACCAGUUCGUCGAGAUCAAGUCGAGCGUUUUCAAAAAGUUCGAGAAAGAAAACGUCUUCCAAAUGACGUGCGCCGAUAUCGUCGAGCGCUUCCAGCUCACCCUCAUGCUGUCGGCGAUCGGCCUUCGCAACCUUAUCGAGCUAUCGGGUGGAUCGCUCGAGCCUACAUCGAGUCCGCUCCCCGCGAGCUUCACUGUGUUUCCAAGUCUCAGCUUGCUCGAGACGGUCCUGACGCCUGUCUGCAUCGUGCUCGCGAGCGAGUGCAUCGUCGACUGGCUCAAGCACGCCUUUAUCACCAAAUUCAACCACAUCCGUCCCGCGGUCUACGGUCGCUUCAUGGACGUGCUCUGCCGGGAUCUGGUGGUAGGAGGGCCGUCCACGAAAGAGAACAGCCGCAAGCAUACCUUCGUCGAUCAGAGCCCCAUCAUUAGUCGUCGUCUCGGCUUUGCUGCGUUGCCGUUGGCGUGUUUGCUGGUGCGACUCAUCUUGCAGAUCAUCGGCAUGAUCGGCGACACGAGUCACAUUGACGAAUGCAUUGCCCCCAUCAGCCCGCGCGAGACAGGAUGGAUCGGCGUCGUCGCGCGAAAGCUGGGGGCCAACGAUAUCGACAACGACCUGGUGCGCGCUAUGGACCUGUUUGUGCGAGGCUCAGCGUGGGCGCUGACGCUUGUCAUCGCUUGGGCCUUUCUCGUCGCUGUCAAGCUCUUGUUGGGCACCAACCUGGUCAGUUUCGCCUCGCACCGCUAUGCCACGAUGCACGAGCGCGAAAACGAAGAAAGCCUCAACGCGAGGGAUCGAGCUCCCAUCGGCACCAACAAGGACGAGAGGAGCUACGACAAGUCGCUCGGCCGUUUCAUUGACAGGGCGGACGACGACGCGAUCCAGAUCAAGCUCGAUGGGACACACGUCCUGCCGACGCCGAAAGAGAGAGACAAAGGGAAGGAUGCAGGCCAUCCGAAAGUCAAGAAGGAGAACUCGCUCAUGGAGGUCAGUCGGUACAACAUGGUGCGUUCGCGCAUUUGGUAG
Kalmanozyma brasiliensis GHG001 is the source of this 2706-nucleotide messenger RNA. Its product is annotated as Membrane protein,Tapt1/CMV receptor. The record is from RefSeq and is a predicted model, not a curated record. Lineage: Eukaryota; Fungi; Basidiomycota; Ustilaginomycetes; Ustilaginales. Gene Ontology annotation, biological process: maintenance of protein localization in endoplasmic reticulum. The coding region runs from base 1 to 2706 and encodes 901 amino acids. The transcript has a single exon. Gene Ontology annotation, cellular component: endoplasmic reticulum membrane.